UUAGACUCCUGUUUACAUUUCCUGAGGAAGGAGGCAGGUGGGCACUUGGCUAGACAUUUACAACCAGCCUCCUGGCAACUUCAAGAUGGAAAUUACAAGAACAGAGUAAGUAGCUGGACUUUGUCUCCUGUGGACACCUAAGAUAACAAUCAGGGCAGGGCUAAACUCUAUUUGAUUAAAAGAUCAAGAGGUCACAUAUUUCUUACCCUUGGGACUGGCAGACUCUGAACAUCCCCAGAAAGGCUCCUUGGAGGUCAAAAAGAAGGGGGCACCAUCCCAUAAUAGGUGAUGCCAAGGACCCCCUCACAGGGCUCUGGACUAGAAUCCGUCCUGGAAAGAAGUUGCACAUGUGUUUUGGGGAGGAUCCUAGGGCAGGGCAGGUGUGGAAAAAGAAACCAAACAAUUGGCCAAAGGUGAAGAAAUCUGGAUGAAGUGUCCUGUGUGAAUGACUUAACUGCCAUCUUAUGGGGCUCCUCCUCCUCAGGGGAAGGCCCACAUCUCUUCUCUCCAGGUGUGUAAUUCUUCCUCACUUUGGUCUGAACUGAAUAAGCAGUUUCUCUGUGCCCUCUGGCUUGUUGGGCUGUCUUUAAUCUACUUCGUACUCUUUUUCUUUGUUUUUGUUUUGUUUUGUUUUUACAGCUUUUGACUUCUUGAGAAAUGAAUAUAUCAAUGGGGACGAGAGCCAGGGGAAUCUUAUCUCUAGCCUCUGGCCCCUGGUGGACAAGCAGCUAGGAUUCCUGGUUUUCUCCCAGGCCACCUGGGUCCAAUUCCUGGGCAGAGAACUAAGCCACCGCUCACGCCUGACUCUAUCCGAGAACGUCUGAUGCUGAGACCCAGGAUUUCAAGGUAAACUGCAGGUCUCCCCAGGCUGCUGGCUGGAGACCUCUGAGUCUCUCUCUCUCUCUCUCCCAUGAGAACUUGCUUGCUCUCACUCUCUGCUUUGUUCUACUUCCAAGAUCCGCAGGGCUACAGGUCAGCUCAGUGAAGGAGCCCAAGUCCUGUUCUUCUUGCUCCUUUCUCUGUCUUUCGCUGGCUCUGCAGGAACUACAACUCCCAGCAUGCCCUGUGCCCAUCCUCUUCAACACUGAGAGCAACGCAGCGGGGGUCAUAGCUUGGCGCCUACCACUGCCUCCAACAAAUUGCUCCCUGCUACACACUGCACUUUUACUUCCCAGGAGUAGAAAAAUUACAACCCGCAGGCCCCACAAUCAGUCUUCCAUGUGCUUCUCCCCAAGCAACCCACCAGCAGGCAAAUUCUUCUUGUCCUGUGAUUUUCUUUACUUGAGAAGUAAAGAAUUGACUUGAUUUUACUAAUUAGAAUUUACUAAUUUACUUGAGAAGCAAGGUUUCUUUUUCACCUAAGCCUUAUGUCCCCUUCAGUUUUACCUUAGACACCAAACAAACGGGGUGAUAGACCUGGGGCUAUUUCCGCUGUUUUAUCUCCAUGUCCACAAAUCCGCUGUGAGACUAUUCUCACCACUUGGCUCUCAGGUCCUGACCCCCGUGGCCUUCUCCCUUGUAGCCAACUCCAGUUCCUCCAGCAGUUCUCUGCCCCUCCAGGCUGACAGCCAUGCACUGCAAGGGGCACAGCCUACUGGGCCGGCCACGUCCACGCAGACCUCACCGCUAUGGCGGACGCUCCUCGAGGGGCACCCCGGUGACGCUGGCACUGGUUCAAGUGUUCCCUCAACCACCAACCCCCCACUGCACCCCCGCACCUGGGAAGCCCUCAUGGGAGGGACUGGGUCAACUACAGACUUCUGGUCAGUGAGCGAUGGGAGAGAAGAGGACUCUCAAAAUUCCAUCACGCACAGGAUUCAAAGGAAAUUCAGAGGGCAGCCUGGGUCUCCCUCAGGGGCCACCGAGUCAUGUUUCUGGGAGGCUGGACUUCAUUUCUAGGAGUGCUGUUCUUGGUUGCAGGUUGUUCAACCUGGGACAUUGUCCUUUUUAAGCCAGAUGGGCCAAGAAAGAGAAAACUUAGAUUUGCUUUAAUGAUCGCUGGUCUUUAUUUAAGUUGAGGGAUGGAAAAUGACCUAAAAAAAUUGGGUCUCUGGAUUAUAAUAUUAUACUAUAUUAUAAUAUUAUAGUACCUUACAAUUAAAUCUUUAUUGCCAUAGAUGGGAAAAUAAACUGAGAUUACAUGUCCUAUUCAUUCUAAAUGAUCCCCUUCUAAUUUUUCCCAGCUCUCUGAGGGAAACCAAGCUUCCCCAACUCCUGCAAGUUCCCUUACUGCUUCAGAUUCUUUGGAUUAAAAGAUGACCCCCUUCUUUCCAGAGAAAUAGUCUUUGCUGGUACAACAUUUUAUCAGCCACUUUCCCCCUGUUACCAGGGCCAAUUUGAGAACUCUCUGGUCUAAAAUUAACCUAUGAAACUAUGACUACAGAAAAGAAAGAAGAUAUGUUAUUUUAACAUUGUGUGGCCACAAUAUUCUCUGGACUCUGGAGAAAAUUUAAGAUUAAAAACUCUGUUGAAGAAAAAAUACUGGUUCUUUUUGCAUGUGUAAUUAGAGAAAAUUGACUUUUAAAAUACUUUUUAUUUUUCAGAAUUCUGACCCUUAAAGAACAACUCUUGCUAGGAGAACAUGAUUUUCUCUGCCUAUGCCUUGACACCAGGGCUCUUAGGAACACUUACCCAAGCCAUGUCUAAUUUCUGAGACUAAGGAUAAAACAUGGAAGAAUCAUUUAAAAUUUUUACUUAUUACUUAUUUAAAAACUUUAUAAAAAUUUUACAUAAAUAUAUUUAUUUUAAAGAGUAACUGUAUUUUACUGUUACAGUUAUUUACAAACUAGUGAGUUUCCUAUUGUAAUAGCUGAUUCAUGGCUAAGUUUAGAAAAUGAAACCGUGAGGUCUCUGUCUGGAUUUACAUAUGUCUCAGUAUGUGUCUUUGCUUUUGGAUAGCGUUGCUGAUUUGUAAAGGACCGCUAUUAAAUUGGCUUAAAGAAAAGAAAGCAAAUAAUUCUAAAUACAAGAAUGAAGCUAAAUGCAGGUUCACACACUCCUGGAAAUAUUCAGUGUUAAACUGAUAUCUGACCUUAAAGUCAGUUUAAGUUUGUUAAUACAAAAACAAACUUAGAAUAAAAUAUCUUCAGAGUCAUCAAUAUUAAGCAUAAUACUUUUACUGUAACUGGGUUGCCUGAAAGUCACUAAAUUUAUGUUACAACAUUUGUUAGUGAGAAAAUUGGCUUGGCAUAGGAUAAAAGUUUUUGAAUGAACACUUUAGAAAUAAUUAUGUUUUAGCUUUUCUAGGUUUUAAGAGUUGAGGAUUCUAUUUGAAAUAUAUAGGUAAAUCUACUAGAAAUAAUAACGGAAGCAUUUUAGCGUAUAACAGGAAAGUAGGAUGGAUGUGUAUUUUCAGUAAAGAAGAUAGGAGGAAUAAAAUCACACUUCAUUAAGAGAAGUGCUCCGCCUCGCUUUUCUUCAAGCAACUCUUUCCGUAAUUUUGAAACAUCUUGAAAGAUUCACUUAGGUUUAAGGAACCACAUCUCAGAGAUAGAGAACUUGCUCAAUAUCUCCUCUUACCACCUGAUCCCAUCACUCUGUCACUCCAUGGAACUGGACUCCCAGGGCCAAGGGUAGGUGGACAUUCUUGACAGCUUGCUGUGUUGUUUUCUCAGCAGAUCUGAGCCUCCUUGAUUCUCUAGGAUGUUGUGUCAGGAUGUUCACCAGUUUGGUCAAAAGCUGGUCCGUAGGCGGCAGCUGGAGCCCAGGGAGGAGUCUGAGAAGGGCAGGGCCCACUGUCUGAACACCAGAGACCUGACAGCCCUGGGUGUGAGCAGUACCCUAGGAGCUGGCGUGUACAUCGUGGUUGGAGAAGUGGCUGUGUACGAAGCAGGACCAGCGAUCAUCAUCUGCUUCUUGCUGGCCGGCCUGUCGGCUCUUUUGUCCGGGCUCUGCUAUGCAGAGUUGGUGGCCCGGGUACCACGCUCUGGUUCUGCGUAUCUCUACAGCUAUGUCACCGUGGGAGAACUGUGCGCAUUCAUCAUUGGAUGGAACCUCAUCCUGUCCUUUGUCAUUGGCACCGCCAGUGAGGCCAGGGCCUGGAGCAUCGCCUUUGACAGUCUCAUUGGGAACCACAUCUCUCAGGUGUUCCAGGGAACUCUCUCUCCAUAUAUGCCCUACUUCCUGGCCAGGCAUCCAGACUUUUUUGCCCUGGUCCUGGUGCUGCUGCUCACAGGACUACUGGUUCUGGGACUUCAUGAAUCAGUCAUGCUUAACAAAGUGUUCGCAGGCUUGAACCUUUCUAUUCUCAUCUUCAUCAUCAUCUCUGGCUUCAUUAAGGGAGACCUGCACAACUGGAAGCUCACAGAACAGGACUACACGUUGAACACAUCUGAAUCCACUGACACCUCUAGCUUGGGUCCUCUGGGUGCUGGAGGGUUUACACCUUUUGGCAUUGAAGGGAUUCUCCAUGGAAUAGCAACAUGUGUCUAUGCCUUUGAUGGCUUUGAUGUCAUUGCUACUACAGGAGUAGAAGCCAGAAAUCCUCAGCAUUCCAUCCCCAUUAGCAUCGUGAUCACGAUCUUGAUCUGCUUUUUGGUGUAUGUUGGUGGCUCAGCAGCACUCACCCUCAUGAUGCCCUACUACCAGAUUCAUCCUGAGAGCCUCCUGCCACAGGCUUUCCUCAGUGUUGGGUGGGGCCCUCUAAGAUGUGUCCUGGCUGCUAUCACCAUCUGUGCUCUUUCAUCCAGCCUCCUGGGCACCAUGUUCCCUAUGCUUCGUGUGAUCUACACAAUGGCAGAGGAUGGACUCCUUUUCAGGAGACUUGCCCAAAUCCAUGCCCGCACACGAACUGCCAUCUGGACUAUCUUGGCUUCUGGAAGUCUUGCAGCGGUCAUGGCACUACUCUUUGAGCUCACUGAUCUUGUGGACCUCAUGUCAAUUGGGACCCUGCUCGCUUACUCCUUGGUGGCCUUUUCUGUGCUUGUCCUCAGGUAUCAACCAGAACAGAAUUUAAGCCAGAAUGAGACAGCAGAAGAGGAAAUAGAUAUUUCUCAGUUGGAAGCAAGACCUUUACAAUCUGUACCUGAAGCAGAAAAUUCAAGGAUUCUGAAGACUCUAUGGUUCCCUUCCAGCACCAUCCCCACUCGGAAAUCUGGGCAGAUUGUCUAUGGAUGUGCCUUCCUGCUUGUUCUCCUGCUGAUGGUCCUGAGCCUGAUCCUGGCCCUGUUGACCAGCCGUGUAUUCUCUGGACUCUCAGUGUACACGACAGUGGCUGUGCUGCUGCUGCUCAUCAUUGGGGUCACGGCCGUCAUCUGCAGGCAGCCCCAGAACCCCUCUCCUCUUCACUAUAAGGUCCUUUGUUGGCCCAUCCUCCCACUGGUGAGCAUCUUUGUCAACGUUUAUUUGAUGAUGCAGAUGAACACUAGGACCUGGGUCCAGUUUGGCUUCUGGAUGGGGAUUGGAUCUGUUGUAUACUUUGGAUAUGGGAUCCGACACAACCUGGGGGAGAGCAAUGAUCAACAGCCGCCGGCCUCCAAUCCCAAAAUGCUUGAUGGAAAUAUCCCUGGUGAUGAAUCGUCUUAACCACAGGACAUAGAUGCUGUGUGGAAUCCCUCCAGACUCAGAAGUAUCUUCCAGUUCAAGUGGCAUUUUGAGCCCCUAUGGAGCCUAAAGUUGAAAUGCAUUUACAACCAUGUGCUUAUUGCCAGCAGAUAAAACGACUUUACUGUUGAAUAAUUUUGAAGUAAACUUUUCAAAGCAAAAUAUAUAUUCAAAAAAGCACAUGCUUCAUAAGUGAGCCUCAAAGGUGAAUUUCCACAAAGAAAGUACAACAAAAUAACCAUCAACCAGAGAAAAUACUAAAAUGUUAAUGGGUGUAUAAGAAGCACCUUCUUGUGUCUAUUUCCACUGAAAACACAGAGAUUGUGACCUGGGAAGGAAAUGUAGGUAAGUGUAUUUUCUGUCCAGGGUUAUACUUUAAACAUCAGGACAUAAAUAGGUUGGAAGUAAAAGGAAGGGAACAAACACAUUGUACAAACAGUAACACAAGAAUGCUAGGGCAGCUAUCUUAUUACAGAACUAAGUAGAGUUUAGCAAAAAGAGAAUAACAGAUGAAGUGGAUCAUUGAGUAAUGAUAAAGGGAAAUGCUCGUUUUAAUCUCUUCCCCCAGCUUAUUGAGAGGUAGUGUAACAUCGUCCAAAUGAUCAUUUCUCUUUACUCUUCUGCGGUAGAAUGUUAGAGUUGCACCACAGAGUUUAUGAGAAAAAGUUCUUAAUUGAAAAAACAACCAGGACACCUGCAUUGCUAGAGGAAGGGGAACGGGAUGGGGAGGAAUAACUGGUUGAUGAAUGCUUACAGUUGGGUGAAACUAAAAGCUAGAAAAUGAACCUAGAGAAACAAGAUGAGAAGUGGUUGCUGCAGAACAGAAUGCUUGAAACUGAGGUCAUGGACUUUAAUGAUGUCAAUGAUAAUGAUAUAGAGGGUUGUUUGUGGGAAUGAACAACUGAAGUAGAGUAAAAGGGGGAUGGAAGUCAAGAAACUAAACAGCAAAAUUAUCAGAUGGAUUAAAGAAUAAAUGGAGAUUAACAGAAUUAGAGAUACCACUAUCUUGCGAGUUCUAAUGAAAUUACUGGAUUAGAAAUUAAUGGGGACUGAAACUGUCAGGUGAAGCUUCGAUGGAAGAGGUUGACAUCACCCGGUUGUCAGUCUUCCCUCACUGAUGUGGGACACCCGGGUAUUGUGCUAGUCGGUGAGCUGUGAUAAGCAGUACAGAAUACUUCCGGGAACAGAGCCUUGAUGCCAAACUGCAUCAGAAUACAAUCAAGCCUCUAGAGCAGCUCUCAGCUCACAGCAGAUAUAAAGGGUAGAUUCACAUUUCAACUGAAAAUGCAAUCAGCCAAAACCAGAAUGUGGGUAAUUCUCCAGGAAGGAAAAUGGUGCAUUUUCAUAACUAUUAAAUGGUAUGGGGAAUUCCCUGGUGGUCUAGUCAUUAGGGCUCCAUUUUUCCCCUGCAGGGUGUGUGGGUUCUGUCCCAAAUGGGGGAACUAAGAUCCCACAAGCUGCACAGUGCAACCAAUGAAAUAAGUGAUGUGACCCAAAUUGGAGAUUCAUUCAUUAAUCAAAUAUGAUUACCCAUACAGGUAUACACUGGGAAUAUUGCUUGUUGGGUCCAGAUGACCCAAUAAAAAAAAUUGGCAAUAAAAGAAGUCAUACACAAAUUUUUAGUUUCCCCAUGCAUGUAAAAGUCAUGUUUAAAAAAGUUAUGUUAUGCUAUACUCUACUCAGUGUGCAAUAGCAUUUUGUUAAAAAAAAAAAGUACAUACCUUGAUUUAAAAAUAUUUUUUCUAAAAUAUGGUAAACAUCAACUGAUAAUACAGUGGUCACAAAUCAAUUUGUAAAACAUGCAGUAUUUGUAAAAAGUGAAGCAUGUAUAUACAUGUGAAUAUAUCUGCACAUAGUAAGAUAUGUAUAA
Molecule: messenger RNA, 7411 nt
Organism: Bubalus bubalis (water buffalo)
Lineage: Eukaryota; Metazoa; Chordata; Mammalia; Artiodactyla; Bovidae
Product: cationic amino acid transporter 3-like
Exons: 11
Coding region: 3643-5523 (626 amino acids)
Biological process (GO): transmembrane transport; amino acid transport
Cellular component (GO): plasma membrane
Molecular function (GO): amino acid transmembrane transporter activity
Source: RefSeq, a predicted model, not a curated record